GAGACCCCACUCACCUGGCCUGGGCCAAGCACCACUUGGCUUCUGCUUUUCCUUGAUCUCCUCCUGGAGCAAGAGCAGCACCUGUUCCAUCAUGUGGGCUCCUGUACCGCGCAACCUGCUUGCUGGAUCAGAUCAUCCAGGAUGGAGCAGAUCAGCUUAUUCAUCCCUUUCCUACAAGAGGCAUCAAAGGAGCACUCAGGAGGGCAGAGAGGGGCACUACCCCUGCUUGCAGCACCCUCAGCCAUAGCUGUGCUCAGUAGCUGAGCCAGCUCUCAUUAACCUUUACAGCCUGGGUGUGGCAGGAGCGUGGAGGUACCAGGGCUCCUGGACACCGGAGCACAUGGAAUCCUGAGAGGUAUGGCUGCCUGCAGCGGGAGCCCUGGGUGGCAGAGCUGUCUCUGCACCUCCACAACCCCGUGGCACUCAUUAAAGGGGCUGUAGCUGGAGGAGAAGUGCAGACAGGUGGUUUGGGCUUAGUGCAUGGCCAGCAACCACGUUAUCUAAGUAUCCUACCAGGGAUUGGGGCAUGCUCCCGUGGCAUUGGCAGUACCUCUGCCACGUGUGAUUUGGGCUGGACUUUGCCUGAUGGGGCACUGCCCCGGGCACAGUCCUGGCACAGGUGCCUCCCAGUUCGGAGGUUGUGGAGGCUGCCAGCAGGGAAGACAGCCAGUGCUGUGUGGACCCACUGUCAGCUAUGGAGCAAGAAGCAAUCAGGCAGGAGCUGGGAAGCCUCCAUGGCAUCCCCCUCUACAAGAGCUUCAUCGAGGGCUGGCCACAGGUGAAGGCUUUCCAAGCCCGUCCAGACGACCUGCUCAUCUCCACCUACCCCAAAUCGGGCACAACAUGGCUGAGCGAGAUCAUGGACAUGAUCUACCACGAUGGUGAUGUGGAGAAAUGCCGACGGGAUGCCAUUUACAACCGCGUGCCCUUCCUGGAGUUGAAGGCCCCUGGGGAACCAAGUGGUAUUGACCAGCUGGAGAACACUCCAUCCCCGCGGCUGGUAAAGACCCAUCUCCCAGUCCAGCUCCUCCCGACCUCCUUCUGGGAGAAGGACUGCAAGAUUAUCUACAUGGCCCGCAACCCCAAGGAUGUUGCCAUCUCCUACUACUACUUCCACCAGAUGGCCAAGAUACACCACGACCCUGGCACGAAGGCCGAGUUCUUGGAGAACUUCAUGGCUGGCAAAGUGCCCUACGGAUCCUGGUACGACCACGUGCGCGGAUGGUGGGAGAAGAAGCGGGAGAAGAAGAUACUCUACCUCUUCUAUGAGGACAUGAAGAAGGACCCACGGCAGGAGGUCCAUAAGAUCUUGCAGUUCCUGGGCAAGGAGUUGGCAGAGGAAACAGUGGAUAGGAUCCUGCACCACACCUCCUUCCAGGAGAUGAAGAAGAACCCUGCUGCUAACUAUGAGACUAUGCUCCCCGCCUUGAUGGAUCACAGCAUCUCCCCCUUCCUCCGGAAAGGGGUCUCUGGAGACUGGAAGAACCACUUCACUGUGGCCCAGAAUGAGCGCUUUGACCAGCACUACCAGGAGCUCAUGGCAGGCUCUGACCUCCACUUCCAGAUGGAAGUGUGAGGGGCUCAUCACCCUUCCCAGGAGGACUGUGCUUCCCCUUGUUCUCCCAGUGGGGAGGAUGGAUGCAGAUGGAGAUUCUGGCACUAAUUCACUUUUUCCCCUGCAAUAAAUUGUGAUAAAUGGA
Molecule: messenger RNA, 1700 nt
Organism: Motacilla alba alba
Lineage: Eukaryota; Metazoa; Chordata; Aves; Passeriformes; Motacillidae
Product: sulfotransferase 1 family member D1-like
Exons: 8
Coding region: 695-1576 (293 amino acids)
Biological process (GO): sulfation
Cellular component (GO): cytoplasm
Molecular function (GO): sulfotransferase activity
Source: RefSeq, a predicted model, not a curated record